Galeopterus variegatus (Sunda flying lemur) is the source of this 784-nucleotide messenger RNA. It is a transcript of the gene OVOL3, whose product is annotated as ovo-like zinc finger 3. Gene Ontology annotation, cellular component: nucleus. Gene Ontology annotation, molecular function: DNA-binding transcription factor activity, RNA polymerase II-specific; RNA polymerase II cis-regulatory region sequence-specific DNA binding. Gene Ontology annotation, biological process: regulation of transcription by RNA polymerase II; epidermal cell differentiation. Lineage: Eukaryota; Metazoa; Chordata; Mammalia; Dermoptera; Cynocephalidae. The record is from RefSeq and is a predicted model, not a curated record.
AUGCCCCGUGCCUUCCUGGUCAGGAGUCGGCGCCCGCAGCCACCCAACUGGGGCCACCUGCCUGACCAGCUCCGGGGAGACGCCUACAUCCCAGGUGGGCCCCUCAUUGGGUCUGGAGGUAAGAGGCAGGUGACAGAAAGCAUCACCGUCUGGCUUCUCUCCUCAGACUGCAGCAGCCUAGGGGGGCCACCAGUAUGCCGGUCUCCUGGCCUCAGGGACUCUUCUUGGGCAGCGCCCGCACAGGACACCCUGGCCUCGGCUCCUAGGGGCCCUGGGACACUUGGCUGCCCGCUCUGUCCCAAGGCCUUCCCGUUGCAGCGCAUGCUGACACGGCACCUCAAGUGCCACAGCCCAGCACGCCGCCACGUGUGCCGCUGUUGUGGCAAGGGCUUUCAUGAUGCUUUCGAUCUCAAGCGUCAUAUGAGGACUCACACUGGAAUCCGGCCUUUCCGCUGCGGAGCUUGCGGGAAAGCAUUUACGCAGCGCUGCUCCCUUGAAGCACAUCUUGCUAAGGUGCAUGGGCAGCCAGCCAGCUACGCUUACCGUGAGCGCCGCGAGAAGCUGCAUGUGUGCGAGGACUGCGGCUUCACUAGCUCGAGGCCCGACGCCUAUGCACAGCACCGGGCCCUGCACCGCGCUGCGUGAGACUGUGUACAGGCAUACUGUCCAUGGGGCAAAUAAACACAGGAAACUGGCGCACUGAACGUGGCAUUUAUUAAACACGAGGGAUGGGGGAGUCACUCAGUCCAGCGAUGGCCGCAGUGUGGGGCCGUGCAUACGUAGU